Xenopus laevis (African clawed frog) is the source of this 1311-nucleotide messenger RNA. Its product is annotated as translationally-controlled tumor protein homolog. Bases 183 to 701 code for a protein of 172 amino acids. NCBI's taxonomy places the organism in Eukaryota, Metazoa, Chordata, Amphibia, Anura, Pipidae. The transcript has 6 exons. The record is from RefSeq and is a predicted model, not a curated record.
CAGAGCAAGGAGCGCGCGCGUAGCUUGUGGUAGUUCAAUGCGCAUGCGCUAAUUGCGUCACGGGGGCUGCGACGCUCUAUAUGAGUCGAGUGAGGCGUUGACUCGCUCCUUUUCUCUCCCCACCCUCCGCCGGCGCUGAUCCUCGCUGUGUGCUUCGGCAUUACAACACUUAGGCCGCCAACAUGAUCAUCUACAAGGACUGCAUCACUGAAGACGAAAUGUUCUCGGAUAUCUACAAAAUCAUCGAAACCCCCGAUGGGAUGUGUUUGGAAGUUGAAGGCAAGGUAAUCCAAAGAGAAGAAGGUGCAAUUGAUGAUGCGCUUAUUGGGGGCAAUGCCUCAGCCGAGUUCCAGGAGGACGACGUUGGUGGUUCAUCACUAACCAGUGGGGUGGAUAUAGUAAUGAAUCACAAACUUCAGGAAACAGGCUUCACCAAGGACUCUUACAAGAAUUACAUCAAGGAUUAUGUGAAGCAACUCAAGGCCCAUCUUGAGAAGACCAAUCCUGAGAGAGUGAACACCUUCAUGAAAGGAGCUCAAGAAACUGUAAAAAAAAUACUUGGAAAUUUCAAAAACUAUCAGUUUUACACCGGAGAAAGAAUGAACCCCGAUGGUAUGGUGGGUCUGCUAGAUUACCGUGAGGAUGGUAUUACACCCUUUAUGAUCUUCUUUAAGGAUGGCUUGAUUAUUGAGAAAUGUUAACAUUCCGUUUGGUUCUUCCAUCUUGGCUGCUGCUUUUCAUUCAUGAAUACCAGGACUGAGCAAGAUAUUUACCGACUCGAAAAAGGACUGAUACAUUGAGCUUGUUUCACUAUGGCCCUAAAUUAUUCAAGUGGAGACUUUCUUUAUUUUAAAAACCUGAAAUCCUUUUGUCAUUUAGAUUCAAUAAAGCCCAUGAUUCUCCACUGUAGACAUUGCCUCUUGGUUUGCUCUGCAAUUACUCUUGAAGACUGGGUCUUGUGCAUUUGACAUUUGUUGCACAGAAGCUUUGUGACUGAUCAGACAGACUUUGAUUGGCAGAAUCUUUUAAAAGAAGCGGACCUUCAGUUUGUGGACAAUCUGCACAUUUAAGGAGACAGCAAAAAGUAUUCAAUCUGCCUCUCAGCCCCAGGUUAUUAGACUCCUCCUCUGCCAGAAGGACUUUCAACAUUGUUGCAAAUACUUCUGGCCGUGAAGGGGUUUGUUACACUGCAAGUUCUUUGCACAGUAACUUGUUUGGAUUUGGAGCAUUGACUGUUGCCUGUUAAUAGGCUCUCUACCAUCAAUGAAGAGCUUUUUAUUACUGAUCCUGAAUAAAGACAGAAUUAAACAA